CGAAGGAGCCGGUGUAGCUAUUAGAGAAAAAAUCUGUGGUCAUCGAGCUUAUUCCGCGAUGGAUAAGAUCGUUUUGUGUUUAUUUAUUGUCUCUGCAUUUGCAUCUGUAUGGUGCAAAGCUGGACAAGAUUCCAUUGACUCUGGUUUGGUCGUGAGUAAAGUCGAUCGUAAGAUAGAUGCAGCGACUCAUCUUGUAAAAGUUUCGGCGUCACUCACAGUUGAAAAUAACGGAAAUUCUGCUGUAAAAUCAUUUUUAUACGUCAUUGAUGACUCUCUUAAGGACCAUUUAUCGUUCUUCGGAGCAACGUUGUCAGAUGAUGAUGAAAAAUUAGUGGUUGCACAAACAUCGGUUGCAGGUCACAAUGGAAAACAGUUCUGGAGAAUAAAUCUACGUGCUGACCUAGGAGUGGGGAAGAUGGUGAAGGUAGAUGUUGAGACAGUGUUUGCUCAUGCGCUGCGUCCAUACCCCUUAGAAAUUACCCAGAGUGAAAAACAGCAGGUGAUACUGGAAGGAAAUGUUUACUUUUAUUCACCCUAUGUCACCAAGAGCCAGACAACUGUUGUGACUGUGUCAACCACUGCCAUAGAAUCCUACAGCAAAUCACCAAAGCCUGUCUCGGAAAGUGACAAAACCAUCACAUAUGGACCUUAUGAAAAGCGUGAACCUUUUACACAGGCUGAGCUGAAAGUACACUUUGAAAGCAGUGCACCUUUCCUCGCUGUCACAAGCAUGGAGCGUAUCAUUGAGGUAUCUCACUGGGGUAAUAUUGCUGUGGAGGAGCACAUUGAUCUGCGUCAUUCUGGGGCCAAACUUAAGGGACCUUUCUCUCGCUAUGAUUACCAAAGAAGUCAGGAUGGUGUUUCCUCUGUGAAAGCCUUCAAGACUGUUUUGCCAGCUUCUGCCAAAGAUGUGUACUACAGGGAUGAAAUUGGCAACAUCUCAACCAGCAACCUAAAGGAGCUUGAUGACAUGGUAGAGCUUGAACUAAGACCCCGCUUUCCUUUGUUUGGAGGAUGGAAAACACAUUACUACAUCGGUUAUAAUGUACCUAGCUACCAGUAUCUUUACAAUGAUGGUGACCAGUAUGCUUUGAAAAUGCGAUUUGUAGACCAUGUUUUUGAUGAUCUCUUGGUGGACCAGAUCACUGUUAAAAUCAUCCUUCCAGAGGGUGCAAAGAACAUGAUGCUGAGCACUCCGUAUGAUGUUGUAAGGGGAGAUAACCAACUGCAUUACACUUACCUUGACACUAUGGGACGACCUGUGAUUGUAGCAUACAAAAGUAACCUGGUAGACCAGCACAUUCAAGACUUUGAGCUGAGGUACACCUUCAAGAGGAUCAUGCUGCUUCAGGAACCACUGCUAGUUGUUGGUGCCUUCUACCUCUUGUUCCUCAUUGUUAUCAUCUAUGUAAGAUUGGACUUCUCCAUUACCAAGGAUGAAGCCAAGGAGAGUAAGAUGCGAGUGGCUAGCUUGGUGGAGGAUGUGCAGAGUGCCCAGGACAAGCGGAGUGCCCUCUAUCAGAGCUAUGAUGAUGCUAUUAAUAAGUACAAGAGUACUAAGGAAGCUGCCAACUUUUCUACAAGUAGAAAGAAAAUAGAUGGAGACUACCGUCAGCUCACUCAGCAGAUACAAGUACUCCAGGGUCAACUCAAGACUGAGGGGUCAGAUCUAGCUGAUAAGGUGGCUGAACUUCAAAAACUGGACAGCCAGUACAAGGACCAGAUACAGCAGGCCAUCAAUGCUGCUGAAAAGCUUGUUCAAGGCAAGAUGAAUAAGCAAGUCUACAUAGAUUCAGAAAAAGCUAACACCACUAAACGUGAGGAUCUCUAUAAUAAAAUGGAAAGUCUAAGAAAUGGGCUUUAAUUUGAUUGCCUCAACUUCUGUGCUAAUCGUUUCCAGUAUUGGCAUUUAUAGUACACUGAAAGUGUCGUGGAGUAACAUAUUUAAAUAUUUGAUGUACAUUUUUCAUCCAAUCUCAACUUGUACAUUAUUUGCUGAAAUAAAACAUUGUAUUUUUA
Molecule: messenger RNA, 2019 nt
Organism: Ylistrum balloti
Lineage: Eukaryota; Metazoa; Mollusca; Bivalvia; Pectinida; Pectinidae
Product: dolichyl-diphosphooligosaccharide--protein glycosyltransferase subunit 1-like
Exons: 10
Coding region: 59-1864 (601 amino acids)
Cellular component (GO): oligosaccharyltransferase complex; membrane
Source: RefSeq, a predicted model, not a curated record